AUGCAGCCUUUAGAACCAAAUAUGUAUAAUCCUCCAAUGCCAUCUCCAGCAUCUGUUUCAAAAUCCGAGCUUUCUAGUUUGGAGCCAAUGGAAAAGGCAUCAUCAAACACUUUUAAGAGAUGGAUUAAAGAUAAGCUCGAUGAUUUCAAGCCUUCUGAAGGGGAAGUAAAAGAAAUGAAACCGAAUCUCUCAUCAUUUGCUUUACAAAUGCUUGCAAUUGGUGGAAGUAUUGGAACAGGUCUAUUUUUAGGAUCAGGUGAGGCUCUUGCAACUGGAGGAGCAGCUGGGCUUUUGAUCUGUUACACUUUGGUCUCCUUCAUGAUAUAUUUUAUGAUGCAAUGUCUUUCAGAGUUAGCAGUGACAUUUCCAGUUCCGGGUGCAUUUUCCCAUUAUUCUUACAGAUUCAUCGAUAAGAGCUGGGGAUUCGCUAUAGGUUGGAAUUAUUUUAUGCAAUGGCUUAUUCUUUUACCUUUAGAAUUGAGCGCUGCAUCCAUGACAUUUCGAUUCUGGCAAACGCCAAUCCCAGAAGGUUGGCUUAUAACGAUAUUUUUUAUCAUCAUAAUAAGCAUCAACAUGAUGCCUGUCCAAAUUUAUGGAUAUGCAGAAAUUGUCUUCUCCUUAUCCAAAGUGAUAUCUAUCAUAGCCUUUCUCAUUCUGGGAUUGCUAAUCCUUUUCGGUGGCAUUCCAAGAGUUGAGCCUGUCCUUGACAGAUACUGGAAGGAUCCGGGACCUUUCACACCAAAUGGUUUCAAGGGAAUUCUUUCCGUGUUUGUCACAGCUAGUUUCAGUUUCAGUGGCACAGAAAUGUGUGGUCUAUGUGCAGCUGAAGCAUCCAACCCUCGAAGGUCAAUUCCUAAAGCCUCAAAGCAGGUUUUCUGGCGGAUCCUCUUCUUCUAUAUCACCACAUUAACUUUGGUUGGGUUCUUGGUUCCAUACAAUAAUCCAAGAUUAGUUCCAAGAGAUUUGGACUCAUCGAGUGCCAAAGCACAAGUGAGUAGCUCGCCUCUUGUUCUUGCUUUGGCGAUCGCAAAGAUACCCGGUCUACCAUCAAUAAUGAAUGUUGUCAUUUUAGUGUCAAUUCUUUCUGUGGGAAAUUCUGCAAUUUACGCUGCAUCAAGAACAUUGGUUUCCCUCUCUCAGGGAGGAUCUGCACCUAAAAUUUUCGGAUACGUUGAUCGUAAAGGCCGACCACUUGCAGCCAUUUUGCUCACGCUUUCCUUCGGAUUGCUUAGUUAUGGUUCUUUAAUAGGCGAUGGAGCACAUGCCAUUUUUGUUUGGUUGCUUUCACUCUCUGGAUUGAGCUCUCUCUUUACUUGGGGCUCCAUAUGCCUUGCCAUGAUAAUUUUCAGAAGAGCCAUGAGUGUGCAGGGAAGAUAUAUUACCGAAUUGGGCUACAUUUCUAGCACCGGUCUAUUUGGUGCCUGGUUUGGCUUUAUAUUCUGCACAAUUGUGCUUGUGGCUCAGUUUUGGGUUGCGAUUUCUCCACCUGUCACUUCUGAAAAAAGCGUUUCUCAUUUCUUGAGAACUUGCUUGGGGGCAAUAGUGAUCUUGGCGUCUUUCAUCUGUCAUAAGAUAUAUCUUCGCAUCACAAGAGGAUCCUACUUUUUCGGUUUCAACGCUGCCGAGAUCGAUCUUAUAUCAGGAAGAAAGGAAGUUAAUAUAAUAGAUGAAGGAAAAGCGUACGAAGAAGAACGAUUAACAGCAAGAAAAAAGCCAUGGUAUGUUCGUUUCUAUCAUAUUUGGUGUUGA
Molecule: messenger RNA, 1749 nt
Organism: Brettanomyces bruxellensis
Lineage: Eukaryota; Fungi; Ascomycota; Pichiomycetes; Pichiales; Pichiaceae
Exons: 1
Coding region: 1-1749 (582 amino acids)
Biological process (GO): amino acid transmembrane transport
Cellular component (GO): membrane
Molecular function (GO): amino acid transmembrane transporter activity
Source: RefSeq, a predicted model, not a curated record